GUGCAAGUAAAAAAGAGUAUGAGAAGGAUAAGGAUUUGUGCGCUCACAACAUUUAUAUCGAUAACGAUUUGGACAAUGUUGUCCAAGAAGUGUUUUGUGUUUCUUCAAAGAAAGACUUAAACAGAGUUAUUGAAAAAUUGGAGCUAACGGAACCUGGUGUAGUGUUUUGAUUUCCAGCCGAUUCCAAACCAACAAGUAACACUUUUAAAGACUUCUUUUGGAAAUUCGUUUCCUCCACUAGGGCAACUAUCACUGCAGAUGAGCCAUCGAAAAAUAUCUUUUUUCAGGAGAUACUCAAGGAAACAAAAAUAGAGUCUGAAUGUAUUCCACAAACAAUUGGAAUAGUAGCAUGCGAGAAAGAUUUGUUUGAACAAUUCCACGCCAGUAAUUCCAUUGCAUUGCCAAAGGAGUGGAUAACUUUGUCACAUUGUACGAAGCUUGUGUUUGUUGACGAAAAGUAUAGAAAAAGAACACUUUGUGUCUUAAAUAAAAAACUAGCGGCGGCCGCACAUGAUAAACCAGUGGUAGUUUUCGAAAUAAGGGAAUCUGAUAAAAAAAAUAACAUCCAAAUCAAAGUAAAUGAUCAAAGACGUACUUGGGAUUCAAGGGAAGAUUUUACGCUCUUCUUAAUUAAAUCUAUGAUUGAUUUUUUACCAAACUUCUCAAUUGAAACUUUUUUACAGUUGGCUGUAGACUUGGAUGUAAAUGAAGACAUUGCAAAACAUCGGUCAGACAUAAACUACAAAGUUGAAUUGAUCACAUACGCCUUCGAAAAUGACAAUUGGCUUCAAGCGAUGACUUUAUUUACUAAUGAAAGGCAGAAGUUUUAUAAAGAUUUACUGUGCUCCCUUGAAAACUUGCAAACUAACUCAGGCACUAUCGAAACAGGUACAAACACGACCGGUUCAAACAAACGGGGAACAAAGCUCAAUAUUUUCCUUUGGGCUAUUGAAAAUGAAAAGUUUACUGUAGCAAAGGGUCUGUGGAGGGAGACGGGGAAUAUGAUGGCCGCCGCUCUUCUCGCAUAUAAGCGAUUAAAGAGGAUGAAAAAGGACAGAGCUGAUGAAGAAGAGGAUGUGAAAAACUUAGAAGAAAUGGCACAAUAUUACAAUGACAACGCAAAAGAUAUUUUGACAGAAUGCUCAAGGAUUGAUAAGAAAAAAACUAAGAAGAUCCUUGUUCGAGACCGAGAUGAGCUUGAUGGAAAGUCCUUAUUGCAAAUAGCACAGAACAACAAACAAUUUAUUGCACAAGAUGCAUGUCAUUAUAAAAUGAACGAAAUAUUUUUUGCUCCACUCGAAAUAAAACAAAAAAGUCAACGAACAUUGCGAAUACUAGUGUGUGUGUUGUUGCCAUUUCUAGCACCAUUACUACUACGAUUCCGAAAAGAAAUCGAAGUUGCGAAUGAGGAUGACUGCAAAAAACAGCGAUCAAAGAUGAUAAAUUUUUUGAAGGCACCGGUAGUGAAGUUUGCUUACAACUUACUGGCAUUCCUAAUAUUUCUUGUCCUUUUUGCGUUAGAUUUAAUGUUUGAUAUUUCUAAAUUGACAAUGAUUGACGGCAUUGUUAUUGCCUAUGCCGUAUCAUUAGGUACUGAAGAAAUCAGACAAAUUUGUAUGCGACCACGAUACUUUAUAGACGCCUGGAAUCAUGUUGACUUUUUAUCGCUUGAACUAUUUGCAUUUGGCAAAAUUUUGAACCAUACAACCUAUUAUUCCGAAAUCGGUCGUGUUUCACUUGCCAUUUCCUUCAUUGGGUUUUCGAUUCGGCUUCUUCAAGUAUUCGCAAUCUUUCCACAGAUAGGACCGUAUUUGAUAAUGAUAAAAAAAAUGUUGGCAGAUACAUUUUACUUCAUAAGGAUUAUAGUAGUUGUGCUGAUAUCGUAUGGCGUUUCUUUACAAGCAGUGUUGAACCCAAACUCGGCGUUUACGUUGUUAACAUUUAUCAUGGCAUUUAAGAAACCAUUCUGGCAAAUAUUUGGGGAGCUUGUUGAGGAUGAUUUAGAAGGUUAUGCUGAAUGUGAAGCCAAUGGAACAGUGACAAACAGCACUGCAUUCUGUCCGUCCACUACGGCGAGAUUUGUGACUCCCCUGCUGCUUGGACUUUACAUGUUAACCGUACAAGUGCUUCUCAUCAACCUCCUUAUUGCAAAGUUCACAAACACCGUUGAAAAAGUUCAGGGAAAAAUCGAAAAGCAUUGGCGUUUUCUGCGGUGUGGGCUGAUCAAUGAAUAUAUUGAUCGGCCAAUAAUCUUCCCACCAUAUACUUCCAUUUAUCAUGUGUACACGUUUAUUCGCUUUUGCGCAGACCGUUCAUGUGCGUCAUCUACCAAUGAUCAUAUGAAAAGACAAUCUGGACACUCUGUUCCAUAUUGUGUCACUUUACGACCCGGAGAAAACAAGAGUCUUCAGGCUUGGGAGAAAAGACGUGCACAAGCAGUCCUCAUAGAGAAGCGGAGAAAUCUAUGCCCAACAUGUGUUUAUGAUAAUAGAUAUUCAGGGGGUAACAAUGCAUCGGGAGAUCGAAUGGCUAUAGCUGCUAUUCAACUCCAGACCCUGGGUAUGAAUAUUAAUCCUGAUGAUCCUACAAUUGACCCAAACACGAGGUUGAUUCUGUACGCUAUAGCUGACACUAAAGAGGAGGUUAGGGGUGUGAAAGAGCAAGUUUUCCGGGUACAAAAAGAUAUUGGAAGUCUGAAGGAUGAAAUCCGAUCUAUUAAAGCGAAAGUUGAUAUCCUUGAGCAUGGACAUGAAUUACUGAAUAGUGAUGUAGCAUCAUUGUCUCUUGCUGAUGAAGUUAAGGAAGAACGUUUGACAAAUAUUGAAAGGCAGUUAAAUAUUAUAGAGUCGGAAAGAGAAGCGUUGAGAAGCAAGGGAAUCCGGGUAUCGAAUGACUUAUCAUUCAUACAGCGACAAAAGCUAAAGGAGCUCAGGAAGAACGGUCUUACUGGUUACUUCCAAAAGGGUAAACUUAUAACCUUUAGACCAAAGGCAACGGCGUUGACUGGCACUGGGGACUUUGAUGGACAAUCCAGAACAUUUAAACGAGCAGCUAGACGUCGGGGUAGGAGUCCAGAUUUAGACCCUGCCUCUGAUAUGGAUAUUGUAAUCUCGGAUGACGAUAGGCCAGCUCGAGUCGACGGAAAUGCCAGAUAG
Messenger RNA from Mya arenaria, 3155 nucleotides. RefSeq names its product transient receptor potential cation channel subfamily M member 2-like. The record is from RefSeq and is a predicted model, not a curated record. Gene Ontology annotation, cellular component: membrane. The coding region runs from base 639 to 3155 and encodes 838 amino acids. Gene Ontology annotation, molecular function: ligand-gated calcium channel activity. Lineage: Eukaryota; Metazoa; Mollusca; Bivalvia; Myida; Myidae. The transcript is spliced from 5 exons. Gene Ontology annotation, biological process: calcium ion transmembrane transport.